UAUAUGUAUGUAUAUAUAUGAAAAAACUAUGAAGUUUCUCUCAAGAAUUUGCCAAGAAGAGAUUUUUGUUUUCAAGCAUAAAACAAGAGAUUAUAUGAAGUUGGAGAUAACAAAAGGCGAAAAAAGAGACGUCUAAUCGGAACAAAUUAAAAAGGAUUGAGUGGUUGCAGCAAUGGAAUUAAAGGAGGAAUUGGGCUUUGUGAAGAAGAGCGAAUUGUGAGAAGGUGAAGCUUGCUCUGUUCCAUGUUUCUGUUGACAAAUUCAACUCUUUUUUUUUUUUUUUCAAUAUAUAUACUAAUAAGAAAGAUAUUAUAAAGAAAUUUAUGGUCAAUUGAUUUAUAAAUGUUUUCAGUUUUUUGUUUUCUUUUUUUUCUUUUUCCGACCAGUAAAAUUUCCGACUCCGCCCGUGAUGAGGCCACGUCCCACCAUUGAUGUCAUGUCACUCCCUUCCUUAUAUAAAUAGAAGAAUGGAGGCCCAAGGACAAGGUUGUGGCGGCGGCGGUGGCGGUGGUGGUGAGGUGAGACGCCUUCACGUUGUCUACUUUCUCAGCCGUGAGGGUCGGAUUGAACAUCCCCAUCUCAUUCGAGUCCACCAUCUCUCUCGAAAUGGUGUUCGUUUGCAAGAUGUUAAGAGAUGGCUUUCGGAAUUGCGAGGAAAGGACAUGCCUGAAUCAUUUUCUUGGUCUUACAAAAGGAGGUACAGGACAGGUUAUGUAUGGCAAGAUUUGCUGGAUGAGGAUCUCAUCACACCAAUCUCUGACAAUGAAUAUAUCCUCAAAGGAUCCGAAAUUGUCUCUAAUACCCUUGAUUGCGAUCUUCAUUCAUAUGGUGAAAAGAAAGUUUCCAUGCAAAAUAAGUCACUUCUUCAACAUCUUGAAAAUGAGGCCAAAGACCACAAACACUCUUCUAAAGAAGCAAUUCAAGGUGAUUCACAAGCUACAAUGGACAUACCACUGAAAACAUCAUCUGAAAUCGAAGAAGAGUCUCCUGUUUUCGGCUCCGAGACAUCAAACUUAGCGGAUGAUUUAGUUCAGGUCGAGGAAAAGAAGCAUUCGGAUACAACAAAACAAGAAUCACACGAACAAAUUGACAAGUUUGAGAAUUCUUCUCAUUUGUAUUCUAGUCUUUUGAGCAAGAAGAGUAAGAAGAAGAGCAGCAGCAACAACAAUGGUGACAAAGAAAAGAUUAGUACACCGGCUUCAUCAUCAUCAACAUCUUCGUCGGCGUGGUCUCACUCCUCUUCCUUCAACAAGAGCAAAAGCUACUCUAAUGGAGCUUCUCAGGUGUUCCGAAACUUGAUCACUUGUGGUGCUGUGGACACUAAGGACUCAACAAUGGCGAUGAUCAACCGGCGUGACAGGAGUUCUUUGAGUGUGUUUAACAGUGAUUCUACGCCAUUGAUUUGCAAAGGAGAGAAGGUUGGAGGGUCUGAGAGGAUUUUUGGGACCCCUUGCAAUCAAAUCCACCACCACCAUAGUGCUCGGAGAAGCUGUGACGGGGGGAAGAGUUCAAAGAAGAACAAGGAGAGUGAAUUCAGUAACACCAAACCGAAUUUUGCUGCUUACAAGCCAGUCAAUGGGCCGAAUUGCUCGCAAUGUGGGAAGACAUUCAUUCCGAAGAAAAUGCACACACACAUGAAGUCCUGUAAGGGAACCAAGGCCUCAGCAAAGGGUGUUAGUUUUGCUGCUGCUUUUGAGAUAAAAUCACCAUCAAAGAGCUUGUCAAUGGAUUCUUUUAACCAGAAUUAAAUUUCAAGCUAUUGCUUGUCCCAAGUAAAUUCCUGUAAUUUUAUGAUUAUAUAAUUCUUAUACUCAUACAACUUUCUUUCUCAUUGUAAAGUUACAAAACUAAGUAACUUUAAUAAU
Messenger RNA from Cornus florida, 1865 nucleotides. Its product is annotated as protein SOSEKI 1-like. The transcript has 8 exons. Bases 432 to 1748 code for a protein of 438 amino acids. NCBI's taxonomy places the organism in Eukaryota, Viridiplantae, Streptophyta, Magnoliopsida, Cornales, Cornaceae. The record is from RefSeq and is a predicted model, not a curated record.